This is a messenger RNA of Moneuplotes crassus, 4042 nucleotides long. The record is from the annotation of a GenBank genome assembly. NCBI's taxonomy places the organism in Eukaryota, Ciliophora, Spirotrichea, Euplotida, Euplotidae.
UGUAAGCAUAAAAGUUUAGAAGGAGGUUAGCUAGAGAAGAAUUAUGAUUUUGAGAAUAUCUGAACGUUAUGGAUGAUGUUAUUUAGGAGAGUUAGUCAGAUUUCAUUCAGGCAACACUUCUGUUGUAACACUAAACCUUCUGGUGAAAGUUUGCAUUCAAAUUCAAUCAUAUAUUUAUUCUCUUUUUACAAUCCAAGUGAGCUUCAUCACUUAUUUCUAAAGGGAGAUGCCAAAUCUAAGGCUUAGGGCUAAAAUUUGAAAAAAUUAGAAAUUUAGUCAACUUUUGGUUAUUCCUAAAUUCUAAUAAUAAAACUUCGACAGGUUUUGCUGAUUAAAUUAUUACUCUUUUAUAAAUUUACCUGUUUGGCAAGUUCUGCAUAAUUUGUAGUUAAAUAAGAAAAUAUUUUUAAUAUUUCAUUAAAAAUUAGGUUUGAAUAUUUUGGUGAAAAAGAUGCUGGGCACUCUUGCCGAUUUGCUAGAUUUUCCCAAUUGGAAUUAAUAAGGAAAUUGAGAAUAAAAAUAAAAAUUUAAUUUUAAUAAAUCUUUGGCAUCUUCAUAUCUUUUUAGGAAAAAAAGAUCCUUGGAUGAUGGUUCCACAAUACUCUCUUGACAGUUUUUGACUCUGCGAUUAUCAGAAUGAUAGCCUAUGAUUCCAAGAUAUUUAUUGAACACAGGUGUCUAAUAAAAAACCAUCCCAACUUGGAUGCUCAACAAAUGGAACUGGAGAAGUGUGAAAGGUUGGAGAAUUUCAGACAAGAUCUUCUACAGAAUCAAUAAGAGGGAAUAUCCAAGAGUUUUUUUCAAAAGAAGCCUUUGAAAAGUUCCUAUCUAAUCAAAUUACUAGUGGCUGCCACAUGCAGUUUUCUCCCAUGCUGGAUCUCUCGAAGAAGCAGAUGAAGAAAACUGAGAGAGAUUUUACUAAUUCAAACGCAAGGAAAGAUGUUAUUUACAAGGCUAUAUUAAGGUUCUUCAGAAGAAAUUGUCAGAUAGAAAUAAAGCGACUCAAAUGUUCGAUGUGAAGCCACCAACCAGACUGUCUUUGCUGUCAUACAGAGGAGAAAAGUACAAUGUUCUUGAGCUCUGAACUUGGCAUCCCUGUGACUGCUGAACUGUUAGAAGUCUUUGAAGUAAUCAUAUCGUUUGGCUCCACCACGCUUUCCAGAGAGUCUCCAGUCUAUGAAUUUACUCGCUUGUUUAAAACCUGAAUGGAGAAAUUUAAUCGCAAGAAAUUGCACAAAAUAUUGUCAAAUAAAUAUUUUGCAAUAAUUCUCCUCAGAUUUUGGGAAAGAUCUGAGUUAUUUGAGAAAAUGGUGAGAUGCUUGAACAUGAAGAGGGAACAAGAGAUAAAUGUCGAAGCUCAUAGAUACUAUCUGCAUAAAUUGAUGCGCAGCUGAACAGACACUCUGGAAGGGCAGAUAUCAUAACUGUUAAUUCAUAUAAUCCAUUCCAUGCUUAUAAUAGAUUCAAAAAUUUUCAUGCUUACAUUUUCCAAUUUUAUGUGAAAUAAUGCUUCCUUCAGAACUAUAAUUUCUGGAUAUUUUUAGUGAUAUUUCUAGAGCGAUAAUAGAAAAUUGUGAGUGAGAGAUAUGCCCAGCAUUGCCUCAUUCUGCACUUUAUAUGCUUUUAUUUUCAACGAAAUGACAAUAAAAUGAAUGUAAAUCUAUCUUUUCAAUUUGUUCGAAAAAUUAUAAUUUGGUGAAAUCUCACCUCUGUCAUGAUUUUUAAAAGGGUUAGGAAAGAAGAACGCAAUAUUUUGCUCCACAGUUUAGUGCCAGUUUUACGAAGGAGAUAAGGCUGUCGCUUGUGUUAUAAAUCUUUAAUAAGCGCAAAAAAAUUAUUAGCCCCCAUUUCGAAAAGCCAUUCUUAUAAAGUCUAGUCAGGAUAGGAUGGAAAUGAUUUUUACUUAUUUUUCAAAAAGGGUGAUAAUUAUAAUUUAUUUCCCUGACUUUAGACACUCAGGGAGGCUCUUUUUUCCCACUAUGAGUACUUCAAAGCCUUAGACAUUCGUCAGAUAAGGGCAGGAGUAUUAUUAACUAAGAGUUUUCUAAUCUUGUUGAAAGCUUUCAAAGAUUAUUAUUUCUAAGAGUCCUAGUCUUACAUGUUAUUGAUGGGCUCGAAAUGCAAGGCUAGAGAAGUGGCCAAGCAUGCAUCUGAUCUUUGUUUAAUAGGCCUUUGCAAUCAGAUGUAUUAGAGUGAGUAAUAGAGCUGAUAUUAUAAGUCUAAGGUGUCAUAAAAAUUUAUAGCCAUAUUUCUUCUGAAGGAUUCGUAGAUGAUUUCAAUUAAAUAUUCUUAGUUUCUUUGCAUUAAAAAUAUUAUCUAACAGCAAAUUAGAGAAUAAAGGAGUCUCUAUUUUUCAGAUUCUGGCAAUAAAAUAUAACAUAUUAUAAUUAUUCAAGAAAUCUGAUAAGAAUCGAUCCAUAAAGGGGUAGGAAAAGAAGAUAGAUUCUCUUACUAAAAUUUCAAAAACUUUUGCUGCAAAUUAUAUCUUUCAUUUAGCCAUUACUAAGAAGCUCUAUUACAACAAAAUUAGGAAGAGUGGAUGUGCUAAGUUUAUUUCUCAUAAUUUAUUGACAUACCACUAACUUGUGUUAUUUCGUCAAUUGACCCCAAAUAAACUGUUGAAAAUUUCACAGGACUCUAUGAAAAUAGUGAGAAAAGAGCUAGAGGACUUCUUCAAUAAACAAGUGGUUACUCAAAUUUUAGCAUCAAAAGAUCACCAAUUAAUUACUUUAGCUCAGAUUCUUAGUCCAAUUUUUCACAUUGGUCAGGAAUGGUAAUCCAAUUUCUACGAAAGCUAGCCUUUAUAGUCAGGAAAGGAAAACUAUAAAAUUGAUUUUUCAGCCUCUUUAGGCCCAAAGAUUUAGUGCUCUCCUAGUCAUAAGCGAUUUAUUCCAAGAUCUUUCAUGAUUUGUUUGGUAGAUAGGCAUUUUAUUUUAUUUGAAAAAUUUUAUGAGUUUUUCAUGAAAUAUUAUCGAAUAAAUUAUAACUCAAAAAAUAGAGAUUGGCAUGAAAAUUUAACACUAUCGAAGACAUAACAUUUCAGAUUCUUUGUCAAUGUUAGGAUAUCCAUUUUCAUGCAAAUUUCAAACUCUUGUGCUCAAAUUGGGAAAUUCUCGAAGAGACUAAAUUCAAAAGAUGGAUAUGAAGAAAACUCUAAUAAUAAAAUUCAGAUUAAGAAGAGUAUAAAUUUUAAGAUAGAAGAUAUCUGAACUGUAAAUAGAGAAAAUUCAGUUUUUAGAAAAUUAGUGGAAAUUUCAUAUGCAUAUUCUUGAACCUAAGUAUUUAUCAGCUAAUUCAGAAGCCCGGAGAUAAUAAAGAAGAAAGCUCUAGCAAUUAUACUUUAGAGGUAUACUAGUGGCUUAGGAAGUACUUUGUAUAAAGCUGUAAAAGCAAUAUUAGUAACAUUAUCUCUGAAGAGUGCAGUUAUUGUUAUGCAAUACUUUCACACAAACAUAAGGACUCAUUUUGCUAAGAAACUAUUCAAACGAGUGAUUUUAAACCUCGGGAGAUAUUUAAUGAUCCUGAGUCCUUACUCUAAUUCAUCAAAAUGAGAUAACUGUUAAUAAUUAUGACUUUGAGUGACAAUUUAUAAUCAUAUUAUUUCUAUAACUGUGAAUUUUUGAUGUAAUUAUUUUAUCAAAACUUUCUCUUGUAUUUCAGACUUUGCCAAUCCUCUUAUUAAAAGACAAUAGAGCAACCAGCGAAAAAAUUGCCUACCAUAUCCCCUCUAAACUCCCAAACCCAAAAAUAUCUUCCCAACUCUCUAUCACCUUCACUCCCCUUACACUCUAAACCCAUUCACCCCAAAAACACUCCACUAAGACCUCCCAGACCCCCCUUCAUCCCUACAACCACCACAUCCCUACAGCUCCAGCCCUCCAUCAACUGUCUUCCUAACCCCUUCUCCAACUCCCCAAAUUUUAUCCUGACUCACUCAGCCCUUCCUACUACUCUUGGCCGCCUUGGCCAAGACCCUCAAGGCUGUACAGGAGGGGUUGGGAAGUUUUAAUAGAUUCUUAAGGCGGCCAUAUUAUUUUUAUUU